Zootoca vivipara (common lizard) is the source of this 11495-nucleotide messenger RNA. RefSeq names its product abraxas 2, BRISC complex subunit (gene ABRAXAS2). Gene Ontology annotation, molecular function: polyubiquitin modification-dependent protein binding; microtubule binding. The record is from RefSeq and is a predicted model, not a curated record. Gene Ontology annotation, biological process: mitotic spindle assembly; attachment of spindle microtubules to kinetochore; protein K63-linked deubiquitination. NCBI's taxonomy places the organism in Eukaryota, Metazoa, Chordata, Lepidosauria, Squamata, Lacertidae. Gene Ontology annotation, cellular component: nucleus.
GAAGAGGAAGCGGUUCAACCUCCAUUGCAGUCAAUGGGAGAUUUCCUAUACAGUAAUUGGCGGAAAGGUGGGAACCGGGGGUGGGCCACUGGCCCCAGUUACCGGUAUGAGAAAUGAAAGAAGGCCUUGCUCCGAAUCCUGACAUUCUCCGCACAGCUAUUUCGCUAUACCGCGCCUUUUCACUGCCAGGCCCCGGGUGCUCCUGAAGGGCCUCUUCCCUCAGACCCAUGGGCUUCUAACGGUUCGUGGGGAAACUACGUUUCCCAGGAGGCCUCACUGCGCUCGCCGGAAGCCCGAGGGGAGGCGCAGGUGCGGUGGCUUGUGGGACCGUCGUCGGAGGUGGCCGCGGUGGUGGUGGUGGGGCUCCAUCAUGGCGGCUUCCAUUUCAGGCUACACGUUCAGUUCCGUUUAUUACUACAGCACCAACAGUAGCGCCGACCAUGAAGGAUUUCUUUUAGGAGAGAUAAGGCAAGAGGAGACGUUUAGUAUUAGUGACUCUCAAAUCAGCAACAUUGAAUUUCUGCAAGUUAUUGAUAUCCAUAAUCAUGAGCCUUGUUCCAAACUCUUUAGCUUUUAUGACUAUGCGGGCAAAGUCAAUGAAGAGAAUUUGGAUCGGAUUCUUAAAGAUCAGAGAAAAAACGUUAUUGGAUGGUACAGAUUUAGGAGAAACACCCAGCAACAAAUGUCAUAUAGAGAACACAUCAUUCAUAAACAGCUGACACAGAUUCUUGGAGUGCCUGAUCUUGUCUUCCUUCUCUUCAGUUUCAUCUCAACUGCAAAUAACUCAACACAUGCUUUAGAAUAUGUUCUCUUUAGACCAAACCGAAGGUAUAAUCAAAGAGUGUCACUUACUAUUCCUAAUCUAGGCAACACAAGCCAACAGGAAUACAAGGUCUCUUCAGUGCCAAAUACUUCCCAAAAUUAUACCAAAGUUAUUAAGGAGCAUGGUACUGCUUUUUUUGAUAAAGAUGGUGUGAUGAAGGACAUCAGGGCUAUAUAUCAGGUUUAUAAUGCACUUCAAGAAAAAGCACAGGCAGUAUGUAUAGAAGUAGAGAAGAGUGAACUAGCUGCUGAAACUUUCCAGGCAGAAGUCAAUAAGCUAAAAACACAAAUCUUGCAAAAGAAACAAGAAAAGGAGCAGGAAAUAAGACUGCAGCAGGCCAUCUUAAGCAGACAAAUGUCAAAUGAUGCCUUGGAGCCUAUAUUUAUCCCCCGAAUGUCCCAUGCUGGAUUUGUUGCAGAAGGUAGUAAUCUUGAAGAACCCGAUGCCUCUGAUCCUCCUCCUCCUUAUGCUGACUUGAGUGUAAUCAAUCAUGACAGUGCCACACGCCCUGGUGUUCUAGAAACCAAUGUUUUCAUGCCUCGACCUCAAGCAGUAGGCUCUUCCAGUUAUGUUUCCACAAAUACAGGAUUGAAGCUUUCAGGCAAUGGAACAUCCAUGCCAUCCUCUUCCCAGGCGACUGUGGGUGACAAUGUUAAUGAAUCAGAAGACAGUGACUGUGAGAAUUUUCUUGAACCUACAGAGUCAUCUGACAAUGAAUACGCACAGACAAGAAAUUCUCGUCCCCUGACACAUGCGGAUGGAGAUUCCAGGAACACUCAAAUCUCCCAGAUCUAAUGGAACAUGAGCUUAAUAUAGCACUAUCUUUCCUAAAUGUUACAGAAAUAUUUUGGGAUUUAACUUGGAGGAAAUGGGCUACAAAAGUGGAUUGUUGUGCACAGCAGAUGUAGAAGACUUGAACUUAGAUGGCUUAUUCACUUUUGUGAUACAUUUUUGCAGGUUUUGUAAUUGAAUCAUUAGGAUAAUCAAACUACUAAUAUUGACGAAAUACAUGGAUGUACCGGUAAAUAAGCAAAGUGAAAUUGGGGGGGAGGGAAUCAUGUGGCUUUUGUUGCCAUAUUCUCCAUUAAAAAAUGGAAUUUAGCAACUAAGCGCACUCUAAUGAUCUCAAAUCAAAGCUUACCUCGUGCACUAUCAUGCCUUGAAUUUGGGGGGAGGGGGGCAUUUCUAAGAACUUUGAUCAGCAGGCUUUUUAAUGGUGAAGCCAAAUAGAUCAUUGCCAGAAACAAAAACCUUUGAUAAUUCCAAGCAGCCUGAUUGGAACAAAUGUGAGCUAUAUUCUCUGCAUGCUCUUUUAAUAGAGAUGAAGUUUGUUUCAAUCUUUUUCUACUAGCCUAAUGUCUAUCACUUAAAAUUAUGGUUGCCUUUUUAUGUAGAAAAGCGAUUACCAGUAAAUCAUCAGUGAAUGUCUUGAGCAUAACUACUCUGACCUUGGUGGAUUUAAAGUGACUUUCCCACACUAUCAUCGUUUGCAUUUUUGUUCUAAAAAUAUGAAGAGCACAUAGCAGAAAGUAGUGAAAUAAUGUGGUCAGUUCUGAGAGGCACUGAACAUUUAAUGCAAAAUUUCGUGCAACUUUCAGAAUAAUCCAGAUUUACUAUGUGAACCACUUUGAGUCUCUGUUAGGGAAAAAGGUGGGAUACAAAUAAUAAUAUUAAUAAAUAAAAUAAAGUCCUGGAGAAUAGAAGAGGCUGUCUAGUGAAAUCCCUUAGGGUUUUCCUCUUAAAUUAACUAUAGCUCUUCUCAUGUUGGGGUAAGAACUUGCGAGGCAUUAAGUGGAGUCCAUUUAAAUAAUUUUUGAAUGCACUUAAAAUAUUUUUUAUUUUUAUGCUUGCAGGAAAAAAAAUACCCAAAAGAUACAAAAUAGUGCCACUAAGUAUCGAACUAGGCAUUUUCUUCAAUUAGCAAAUGGCAAACCUUUGAUUAUGUAACAAUUUGCCUUUGUUUUAUUUAAUCCAACUCUUGAUUAAAAACCCACAUGAAGACUUCUUUUAGAUAUAUGAUUGCCUACAGCUAAAAUCUCAGUAGCUAAACAAUCCCACAUCUGUCUGUUCGACGCUCUGUUGUCUGUACUAAGUAAAACCAAGUGGCUUUGAAAUAUGAUAAAAAUACUUCUAUCUCCUUGGACAUUUGGGACUUAUAAACAUUUCUGUUUUUAAUACUUAACAUGCUAUUUGGCCUUAACAUGAUAUGUUUUGUUUUACAUUGCUGCAGUCUGUUCUAAUUAACAAAAAGUGUGCUUGGGUUUUAUUAACUUUGGGUAUCUACAAGCAUCUGUUGUGCUGGUUUGUUAAAUAAGUGCUGUUGCCAUCUCAUCAGUUCAUUCAAGAAAUUUUAUUUUUUAUGUCACUCAAAUCUUUAAUGUACAUCUCUGACAAAGCAGUUAAAUGUGACAAUAAAAUCUUAUUUAAUCCUUUAUCUUUUAAUAUCUGUCAGCAAUGUUUCAUUGCAGUGAGAUCAUGCAUCUGCAAGUGAAAGCAGUGUUAAGAUCCACCCCUCAAUGAAACAAAUGAUUGACAAAACUGUAUAUUGGUUCCCCUAUUGGCUGAGUGUAAAGAGGAGCACCCAUGAGAUUAUGGUUUGUAUACAGUAGUAAUCACUUUUUUCUAAUGACCAUUCACAUUUGCUCAUGCAUGGCAAAUAUCUAUAAUCCUUGCAACAGAAGACUGGCAGCAGCAAUUUAAUAAAUAUCCCCUUAGUUUGCAUAGUUCAUCACAACAACUUUUAGAGGUAGCAACUCCAUUUGCAUGGAUGACUCAGCUAAGUCUGGAUAAUGUUGAAUAAGUUCCUAUGCACACAAAUUACUUCUAUAAAUAUUGGCAUAUUUAAUUUCUAAAUGGGAAAAUCAUGAUGGUGAAAUAUUACAUUGCCUAUAAUAAUCAUCUGUUAUAAAACCUGUCGUCUUAAAUCUGUUGCCUGUUUCUUCAUAAAUUGGGGUUAUGAGGGCAUACACUUCAUUGGCAUCAAUUUCUAAGUAACUCAGAAUCCAUACAAACCUGCAUAAUUAUCUCCGGUAGAAGUACCAUCAUUGACUGUUGUGCCCUUAUUAGGUCAUUGUAAUUGUCAUCUCUGGUUAUGUGUUAGGUUAUGAGUGACCAUAAUGCUUGUAUAACACAGAUGGAAUGCUGGUUCCAUCAGCAGUAGCUGGUGUGAAUAAGAGCCCUCUUCCAUUAUUCUUACUGGGGGAUCCAGACUCAGCUGGGAAUAAGAACUUCCAUGCAGUAACUUGUUUUUAAUCUUCUCUUUUGGAGACUAAUCUGCCUUCUUUUCUCCUUUCUCUAACAACUCUUCCAAUUAUUUUGCAUUUACAGUACAUUUGUAUUAUGUAAAAACAAAUUAUAAUAAGGGGAGAAGCAAUGUCCUUAGAUUUGUUCCCUUAUCACCACUGAAGAAAUCAAGUGAUUUGUUCCCUUAGAUUUGUUCCCUUAUCACCACUGAAGAAAUCAAGUGAUUAUAAUCUUCGUUACUAUGGUGGCAGCUUGCUUUUGUCUGCCUAGAUCUGGCAUCCCCAAACUGCGGCCCUCCAGAUGUUUUGGCCUACAAUUCCCAUGAUCCCUAGCUAACAGGACCAGUGGUUGGGGAAGAUGGGAAUUGUAGUCCAAACAUCUGGAGGGCCGAAGUUUGGGGAUGCCUGGCCUAGGUGCUUAAUACUGGUAUAUUGCCUGAGAUGUAUUCUAAAUGGCAGAAUGGUAAGUGGUCUGUAGCCUGAAACAGGUCUAGCUUUUGUAUCGGGUUUGCUAUUGCACAGCGUAGUCUUCUGCAAAGAGGAUUGAUUGUCUGAGCCCCACAUAUAUGUAUCUUCCUGUAUUAUUCUGUUUUCCGUAACUAAGCUUAAGGCAAUGUAAAUGGGAGUUGCCAUGCAGUCACAGGCCAGACACAAACCUGAUUUGUUCCAGCAGUUUCUUAGUUCACAAGAAACUUGGGUUUCACAUUGCCAUCAACACAGAGACGAUUUUUUAAAAUUAAUUGUUGGUGUAGUUUUUCUAAACUGCUUGAAUCAUUAUUGAAUUAUGGGCAGUAUAUAAAUGGAUCGAAAUAAAUAAAUGUGGGGUUUUUUAAUGUUGGGGGCCAUUUUUAGAAAUUGUCGCUAUCAACCUUCCCCAACCUGGUGUCCUCCAGAUGGCUAGGACUACAAUUCCCAGCCUUCCAAGUUAGCAUGUUCAGUGGUCAGAGAGUCCUACUCCAAAACAUUUGGGGGGGGGGGUAACAGUUGGGGAAGAGUGACCCAUAUUGCUUGUUGAACCUGUCUGCCAUAUAUAUUAUGGAGGGACAUGCUACCAAGCAGAUCAGUCUGCCUUUUGUGUUGCUCUUUGCAUACAACUCUAGAUGAAUAAUCUGGCCGAUUGAAAAUUACAUGUCAGUAUACACUAUUCUUAUGACCACAUAGCACUGUUAUCUAAUCACGGGACUUGGAUUACUGUAUUAGCAUAAUCAGUUCCUGCUCAAUGUGGGCUCUGGUGCACACCAUCCUUUUUCUUAUAGAGCUCGUUGGAGAAAGGGCAACUUCUGCUGAGAUAGGAGUCUCUCUUUCCACAGACAAUAAUGAUCCAUUAUGGUAGCAGAGCUCUGGGUUCAUUUAUUGACUCCAGCUGGCAUUUCUUGGUUCUUUAAGUACACUAUUUUGAUUGCAUCCAUUUCCUUAGGACUGAUUGCUUGUCCUCGUACUUUGUGACUCCAGGGUGCUGCAAUUUUAAUACAGUUGAAGUGAAAGGCUUAAGUGGUAAAGCAGCCUGCUGUAUUUCUGAAGAAUCAAUUUAGCACUAGUAGGAAGUUGUGGCAUUGGGAAAAUCAAUUAUUUUCCUUGUGAGCUAUCCAUUUAGAAGGUGAAGUUGAGCAGCUGGGAGGCUGUUUUAUACAGUUUGCCUUCAUUUCUGCCAAAUGGUUUUAAUGAAGGAUGUGUCGAAGAGGGGAAGGAAAGCCAUCCACUGUCCACUGAGGGCAGAAAGGAUGGGAUUGUGUUGCUCAAUGCACAUGUUAUUGAUGCUCUGUUGCUUGGGAUGAGGGGGGUGGGAAAUGCACUUGUACAUGUGCCAAGAAAUACAGGUGAGAGUACAGACUUUAUGGCUUCAAACUAUUCACACUCCUUUGACGUCUUUUGGAGCUCCUUUUCCCUUGUCCUGCUUUUCUAGAUAUCAAUCUGUACUUUCUUUGGCAGUCAAAGUUGACAUUUUUUUUACCAGAGGCAGAGUAUCAAGUGUGCCCCCCCCCCAAAAAAAACACCCCAGAAUAAGUCAAGGUACAGUAUCUAGUAUUCAAGGCUGGUUAAGUCAUUGGCACCCUUGAAUAUUCCAUUUAUUUCCCUCCCUGUUUUUAUGUACAUAUGCCCCAACACACUGCACAUUCUGUGACCACUAGCCGUACUCAUUCUUUGGGGGUUGUGAUUUAUUACACUUCUGCAAACCUUGGGUUCCUCUGAACAUGAUGAUACAUUUCUCUUGUUUCUCAGUAGCUCCAAUUUGGCUACACAGGUGUCAUGACUCAACAGCAUCUGACUUCACUAAAGAUACAGGUAUAUUGCAUCACAUAUAUAGAUAUUUAGAAGCUCCAUGUUAAGACUCGAGACAGUCUGCCUUUGAUGCUAGAAAAGGCAUCAGAAUAGUGCUGUUUAUCUAAAGCAGGCAUCCCCAAACUGCGGCCCUCCAGAUGUUUUGGCCUACAACUCCCAUGAUCCCUAGUUAACAGGACUAGUGGUCGGGGAAGAUGGGAAUUGUAGUCCAAAACAUCUGGAGGGCAGAAGUUUGGGGAUGUCUGAUCUAAAGCAUGCCCCUUUAGAUGUCAGGAUUUUUAGUCAAGUCUUAAGUUAAUUUUUGAAAUCCAAAAGAAGAUGUACACUUCACCAACUAAGUGAAAGCUGGGAAAGCUACAAUCUAUAUUAAUAUUCGUGUUAUAUUCUGUGCAGUACCAUUUUAUGCAUGUUUACUCAUGGUCAAAGUAUUUGUAUGUAUACAGUAUAUAUACCACAGAGCUACACUGGGGAGGGAAGGCUUAUUAUAAGUGCCAAAUUUCCAUUGGCAAUUAUGGAGCAAGUUCCAUUGAUAACAGUGGGACUUAAGGACAAACAGCAUGUUACAUGUAAUGUGUACCGUGCAGCUCCCUCUCCAUCUUUUAUUUACUUAAGUACAGGUGCAGAGGGAGAUACGGUAGUUAGCAGGACCACAGUGUGUGGGAAGAGAAGGUUUUAUCCUUUCCCUCCUGUGCCACAACCCCCUGUAAAUUGUCUCAUUAUGCAGCUAUAAGGGUUAGUAGCAUAAGUUUCCAUUUGUCCCAACUCCAGUUGACUUGCUUCUGUUCUGUGUUGUUUUGUUCAGGUUAGUCAGGAACCUUAAAGGAAGCACAAGUUCUCCAUUGGAACCAUAAUGGGAGGGUUCUGAAGAACCCAGAUGGCUUUUGGUUACCGCAAAAACAUUUCUACCUCUUGGUUCUCCACCCCGAUUACUAUUCCCCCUUGAUGAACCAUAGUCUGCCUUUCAGUACUUGCAGGCUCUGAGUGGGGCACUUAGCCUUGGCGUUCAGUUGAAGCCCUCAGUUCUGGCCUCACUCAAGAAGCCCCCUCAAUCUUCUUGGAACAGAAUCUUCUUGGAACAGCUUGAGGAGAUGCAAGUGUCUAUCCUCACUUGGCGGUGAAGAUCAAGUCACUUGCAGGCAGUUUAGGCUAUUUCACAAGGGUGUUGUGCAGAAUGAUUAAAAAAAAGGGCAAUCACAUAUACGUACUGCCUUGACCUCCAUGAAAUAUAGAUAUGGUUGAAAUGUAAUUAAGUGUGCAUAGGAUUGCAGCCCUAGGAUCAUUUUUGUAAUGCCCAGUCCUCAAAAUGAUAGGUGCCAGAGUCCCCAGUAGUGCUCAUGGGCACCAUGCCUCCCUCAGAAACCCUUCUUGGCGCUUGCCAGCACCCUCUCCUACUCCCUUUUAAAAAAUGGAUCUUUUUUAAGGAUUUUGUUUGUUGGGGGUAUUUGGGGUGAGGUUCUAAGAAGUAUUGCCACUCAUUAUGUGAAAUGGGUAUUUUGUAGUGCUCUCAGCAGUUUUUAUUUUAUUUUCAAAUGUGUCCCCAGGCCCAAAAAGAAUGAUGACCGCUGACUUAGUGGCAAUACCAUGAUUAAAUUAUUUUCAGUCUUAUAUAUCAAAGCUCCUUUGUUUUGACACUGGUACCUCUACCCUGGUGACUGUUCCAGCCUAUUGAACACAGUGUUCCUUGUCCCUGUAUGCACCCCUCACUUCUGUUCCUACAGAAAAGAAUGCUUUUAAAAAUUACGGUAGAAUCCAUGUAAUUGUCCCUCUUAAUGACAUAAUGUGUGCUUAACUGGGAUACAUGCCAGGCUACAGAUUUAGUACUUGGCAAUUGAAUUCCAUAGUCUAAACAAAGGGUUAGAGACAGCCUCAGGUUGAUGAGUGUACAUUGCCCAGUACUUCUGAGAACAAGUAAGAUACUGUGUUUACAAGAUUUAUUUUGGAUCAUGAUUACAGGCAGUAUAUAAACACAGCAACAAAUUCUACUGCAAUAUGUAGAAUGUAUCAAGACAGUGAUAAAUGCAUGAAGAACAUUUUGUGAAUCUCAUUUUCCAACAAGAUAAAAGCCUGAUUUUAGGAAUUUUACCUUGCAACAAUCGUGUUUUGUAAUAUGAAUGUCAGUAUUUGAAUUACAGGGGAAAGGGAAUUCCAGUCAAACUAGUUUUACUCAGCACUUCCAUGGAAUGCUACAACAAGUUAUGGUUUUGAUUAAAAUUUGUGAAGGUCAGAAUCAGAUUUAAUUAAGAAUCAAAAGCAUCAUCCAAGACUACUGCAUUUGACUUAAUGUAGUUAUUGAUCAGAAGGUCGGUGGUUUGAAUCCCCACAGCGGGGUGAGCUCCCGUUGCUUGGUCCCAGUUCCUGCCAACCUAGCAGUUCGAAAGCACAUCAAAGUGCAAGUAAAUAGGUACCGCUCCAGCGGGAAGGUAAACAGUGUUUCCGUGUGCUGCUCUGGUUCGCCAAACGGCUUUGACAUGCUGGCCACAUGACCUGUAAGCUGUACGCUGGCUCCCUUGGCCAAUAAGGCCAGAUGAGCGCCACAACCCCAGAGUCGGUCACGACUGGACCUAAUGGUCAGGGGUCCUUUACGUUUACCUUUUAUUUAGUGAUACAGCCAUAUGUUUUUCUCUGUUUAGGAAAUCCUCAACCGCAUCACGUUUGCCGCAUAGAAAGAGUGACGGCAUGAGGGCAACAUGAUAAUUUUCUCAAACAUAUGGUUUAAUGAGUGGCUUGUAUUUAUUUCAUCCAAUUAUACAUGGUUGCCAUUGUUUACCUGUCAUUUGUAUGACAAUCUUUUGUUUCUGAACCUCUUUUAACUCUAUUUCUAAAACUGAAGGCUAAACACUUCUUUUUAAGCACAGUACAUCAGACACCUGUGAUUAUCAGGUUUAUAACAAGUAGCCAUGGGCUGGACAGAAAUGUCAGGCAUGUGUCUUAAAUAUAGUCCAAAUUCUGUUGGAACUGCUGAUUUGAAAAUAAAUUUUACCAAAUGAUCAGGGAUGCAACUGGCAAUCACCAGAACAUGAAAUUCCUGCUUCAGACAUAGAUAAAGGAGCACUCUGAGAUGGGAACCUGGUGGGAGCAAGUCAUUUUAAAUUCAUUAUGCCAUUGAAAAGACUGUUUCUCUUCUAUAAAGAUGAACACACUGGGAAACGGGCUUGCUCAGUAGUAGUAAGAAGACAACAACUGUAACCAAUUGAAUGAGUGAAUGAGACUUUAGUUUGCUGCAUAAUAAAGCACCAAAGUCCAUUCUUUCACAGGACACCAUUCCAAUCUAAGUUUCAUGUUAAUCAUUUCAAUCAAUCAUUGUAGCAUACAGUAAUUGCAUUUUUCCCAGCCCUGUUUUAAACAGAUAUAUAGCAUUGGUUCAGUUGGUAGAGCAUAAAACUCUUAAUAUCAGCAUUGUGAGUUCAAGCCCCACUUUGGGCAAAAGAUGCCUGCAUUGCAGGGGGUUGGACUAGAUGACCCUCAUGGUCCCUUCCAGCUCUAUGAUUCUGUGGUACUUCUAUGAGAUAUAUUUAACACCAUCUAUAUAUUAUAAGGUGUCAUGCUAAGGCUCCUGCAGUUUCUCGUAUCAGUGCACUUGCUCAGAACGUGCCCAGUUAUAUGGGCAAUAUGUGACUGAUAGCCUAUCUUUUAAAAUUUCAAAAAUCAUAUUAUUGAAAAGUGACUAUUGUAUGUUGCCAAUAUUUAUGGAGGUUCAGUGGGGAAACCUUCUUUCUUUGUCACUGCACCCAACUUUCCUGAUAGCUGGGGAAACAGUUUUGAGUACAAAAAAAGUAUGAAGAGUUAAAGCACAACUGCUCUGAACAAAUUGAACGUCCCUGCAACUGUAUUAUUUCGAUUUUAAAAAGAAAGAGAUCCUUACUGUAUCUCCAUAAUGUGUAUUUUGACCCUAAAUCUAGCAGAUGAAACAAGAUAGAAUUUUGCUCAUCCUUUACAUUCUAUCAAACUUCUUUUCAGGGAUGAUUUUUUUAUUAUUAUUCUGCCCUAUUUUUAGACAGCCACAAAAGAGACUGCCUCCAGUCUAUUCCAGCUUCUGCUUUGAAAAGUGCAUUUAGAACCAAAUUUAAUGGCAUGAGAAGGAACCAAACAGGUUUAUUGCUUAACUCAAUAAAUGGAAAAGCAUGUGUGUCCCGUUAAAGCAACAAUGUAGUGACUGGCUGCCCUGAAUAGAUCACCAGAUUCAUCCUCUUGUGUUUGGGUUUGUGUCCAAUUCUGCUUAUGCACAGGGACCCUGCUCAUGCUUGAAUGCAAUUCUGAACCACAAGUUUCCACCUUUGUAUUCAGAGGGGGCCCAUUUUCUACCAGAAAAGUUGUCCUCAUUUGGUGACUCACUGAGCAUCAAACUACAGGCAUAUUAAGUGCAAAUUGCAUCAGCGGGAGGGGGGGGUGUUGACAGCAAGGAGAGAGGGGGAAUUUAACCCUUUUCUCCUCUUCUACCAUCCAUUUGGGGGUUUUCCCAUAAAGCAAAUACCAGCUUCAGAAGAGGGAUUUUUCCCAGGACCACAGCAGGUGAGGAAAGCAUUAAACCCACCCACCCUCAUCUGCUCUGAUCCUGUUAAUUACCACCCUUCUCCAGCUGAGAUGAUUUGCAUUUAAAAAAAAAACCUAGCAUCUGAUGCAUUUCUGUGUAGUUUGGACCUCACACUGAGAACCAAACAUAUAAUUGGGGUGAGGCCUUGAGGGGUAUUGUGGAGGCUUGGCUCCCACAGAAAUACCCCAGACCUCCUCUCUGAAUAUUCAGAUUUACUUUUCCAAAAGGUUUCUAGCCCCUGCUGUCAGGGGAUAUGUGCAGGUAGUAAGUAGCCUUUUGAUUUGCUCAGUAAGAAAUACAUCUGUCCCAGCAAGGCAUGGUGAUACAUAGUAAGUACAAUUUAAUUAUUAAAUUUUAUUAAAUGUUGUUAAGUUUAUUUCCUGUGUCAAAUAAGCGGAGAACAUAGUGGGUUGUUUGUGUUUAGUGGUUUGUUGAGUGUUUCACAUACACUCCUAUGCUCCCCAAACAACCUCAAUAUAGUUGACCACGUGAAGCAGAGAUGGGGGGGGAGUCCUGCUUAGCUUGCAUUUUAAUGUUGAUUUUUUAUUAUUAUUUUCACUUCCCAAAACUAUACACUGUCUGAAACACAGCACUGCUGUGAAUUUUGCAAGGUAGUUAU